Molecule: messenger RNA, 308 nt
Organism: Trypanosoma grayi
Lineage: Eukaryota; Euglenozoa; Kinetoplastea; Trypanosomatida; Trypanosomatidae
Product: putative ribosomal RNA processing protein 45
Exons: 1
Source: RefSeq, a predicted model, not a curated record
UGGACCCGACGGCUGCGGAGGCGGCGGCGGCGGCUAGCGGGGUGGUGGUCGCCGUCAACGCGGAGGGGCAGGUGUGCGCUGUUUGCAAGUCGGAGGGCUGCUGUAUCGGCGCCGCGGAGCUCAGCAGCUGUAUUGAGAUUGCUACUGCGCUGGCGCCGAAGCUGCUGCAGCAGAUACGCGCCGCCAUGGCUGCACACGACGCGCGCCGGCAGGAGGCGUUAAAGGGGCAGUUUGUCUGGGCGCAGAAGCGUAGCGGAGUCAGCAGGGCGGAGACGGAAGAGGCGAAACGGGCAAGGACGGAGGGCUGA